AUGGAGUUGCCCUUUCCCUUUGCCAGGCCUGCGAAUAUGCCUCUCAAGUCCUUCUCGGAGCAGUCGGAUGUCGUGAAUCAGCAGAUCAUCACGCAGGUCUUCCUGAACUGGCUGCCCCUGGAGAUGAAGCUUGAGAACUACAUGCGGCCCCUCUUCUCGGCAGUCGGAGGCGGUGAGUUGGAGUACGUCUUCGAGGACAAGGGCAUGUACUGGCGAGAUACAACGGAGAUCUACCUCCCCUAUCUGCCAUACUUCAGCAACUGCCGUGGCUUCGGACGCACAAUUCCGCGGGAGCCCCUGGCAUUUGAGAGCUCCUCAGGAGGAAGCACCAUGCAGUUUGCCCGAGAGGAUGGAGGCUUCAGGUUCAUGUCGGGGGGAGUCAAUGCCCACUUGCUGAGGCUGUGGGCGAUCACGGAACAGAACGGAGGCCGCUUCAAGACCACAAGGAUUUUCAAAGCUAUUGGCCCUCGGGCCAACUAA
This is a messenger RNA of Symbiodinium natans, 480 nucleotides long. The record is from the annotation of a GenBank genome assembly. NCBI's taxonomy places the organism in Eukaryota, Dinophyceae, Suessiales, Symbiodiniaceae.